Dermochelys coriacea (leatherback sea turtle) is the source of this 1625-nucleotide messenger RNA. It is a transcript of the gene DNAJB1, whose product is annotated as DnaJ heat shock protein family (Hsp40) member B1. The transcript has 3 exons. Gene Ontology annotation, cellular component: cytosol. Gene Ontology annotation, molecular function: transcription corepressor activity; Hsp70 protein binding. Lineage: Eukaryota; Metazoa; Chordata; Testudines; Dermochelyidae. Bases 201 to 1214 code for a protein of 337 amino acids. The record is from RefSeq and is a predicted model, not a curated record.
GUGCGGUCACGUGACCUCAAUACCCCGUCCCCACUGGCGGAGAGCGGGCGGGCCCCGCGCUAUGAUUGGCGGAGGCGGCGGCCGGGGCGGAGGAAGGUUCUGGAGCGCUGUGGCGAGCUCUGGAAGGUUCCGCCGCCCGCCGUAUAAAUGGGAGGUGGCGGGGAGAGCGCCACGGACAGGGCCUGAGCGGCGCGGCCGCCAUGGGCAAGGACUAUUAUCGCACCCUGGGCCUGGCCCGCGGCGCCUCGGAGGACGACAUCAAGAAGGCCUACCGCAAGCAGGCGCUGCGCUACCACCCGGACAAGAACAAGGACCCCGGCGCCGAGGAGCGCUUCAAGGAGGUCGCCGAGGCCUACGACGUGCUCAGCGACCCCAAGAAGCGGGAAAUCUUCGACAAGUUCGGCGAGGAAGGACUAAAGGGAAGUGGUCCCAGCAGUGGUGGAUGUGCCAAUGGUGGUACCUCAUUCAGCUACACCUUUCAUGGAGAUCCUCAUGCUAUGUUUGCAGAGUUUUUUGGUGGGAGGAAUCCAUUUGAUACCUUUUUUGUACAAAGGAAUGGAGAUGAAGACAUGGAUGUUGAUGACCCUUUCUCCACUUUUCAGAUGGGGGGUUUUAGUAAUAUGGGCUUUUCUCGCCCCCGCUCGGGCCAUGAAAGUAUACGCAAAAAACAAGACCCUCCUGUCAUUCAUGAUCUGAGGGUUUCCUUGGAGGAGGUCUACACUGGCUGCACCAAGAAAAUGAAAAUCUCUCACAAACGACUCAAUACAGAUGGCAAGACCACACGGAAUGAGGAUAAGAUUCUGACCAUUGAAGUCAAACGAGGGUGGAAAGAAGGAACAAAGAUUACUUUUCCCAAAGAGGGAGACCAAACAGCAAACAACAUUCCAGCUGAUAUUGUCUUUGUUUUAAAAGACAAGCCACACAAUGUCUUUAAGAGAGAUGGGUCUGAUAUUAUUUUCCCAGCUAAGAUCAGCCUCCGUGAGGCCCUGUGUGGUUGUGCAGUCAAUGUGCCGACGCUGGAUGGCAAGACCCUUCCAAUGGUAUUUAAAGAGGUCAUUAAACCUGGGAUAAAGCGGCGAAUCUCUGGAGAGGGCCUCCCGUAUCCCAAGAAUCCAGACCAGCGAGGGGACCUUAUUAUAGAAUUUGAAGUAAAGUUUCCAGACAAAAUUUCACACGCUUCCAAAAGUGUACUAGAGCAGAUCCUGCCAAUAUAGCAAGGCUGCUCAUGGAGAACUGAAAUAAGGACACUUCCAAAGCAAAAGGUUUUUGGACCAUAACCAGGACUUCAGGGUUUCUCUUUAGUGGAGGUUGUUGACUUUCACGCAAGUAUCUUCUUCAAAACUGUGCAGUCACUUUUCAGUGACUCUAGAGUCCCAGAUCAUCACUUGAAGUAUUUACAUCAGUGAGCAGCUGCUGAUGGGAGGAAUCUGCAGAACAUCUCAUGAUCAGACCUUUUUUCUGGUGACCAGUUUCCACCCUAGUGCUCAAUGUGCUGCCUUCCCUUAACUGGUUACCCAUAGACUGGGCAUCUGUUUCAUUUCAUCUCAUGCAGACCUGUAGUUCCUUCAUUGGAAAGGGUGAAACAUAAUCUAAAACUGGACUUGCAAGUAAAACAAUCUCCAACA